Molecule: messenger RNA, 7826 nt
Organism: Spirodela intermedia
Lineage: Eukaryota; Viridiplantae; Streptophyta; Magnoliopsida; Alismatales; Araceae
Source: the annotation of a GenBank genome assembly
AUGAGGUGGGAAAGGGUGCAUGUGAACGCCAGGGCGAGAGAGACGCCGGAGGGGAAGAAGUCGGUGGGAAGGAAAGGCGGAGUAUGGGGGCCUAGGAGGCGGUGGGGUCACACAUGCAAUGCCGUCAAGGGCGGUAGAUUUCUCUAUGUGUUCGGUGGCUACGGCGAGGAUAACUGCCAGACGAAUGAUGUUCACGUCUUCGAUACCGGUUAGCUGAGAAUCCUUCUCAUCCCCUCUUUUUUGGUGUCCUCUUUGUUCGUUUAUCUGUGGGCAUUCCCAAGAGGUUUGUUGCUCGCUUGUAGAUUUCGAGGCAUCCUGCAUGUGUGAGAUGCCAAAAAUCUGAACUUUGGAACUCUUUCUUUGAUGUUUUGUGUUGAUCGAGUUGUACCCAAUUCAGAUCGAUAAAACCAGGCUAAUGUGGGCAUCGUCGUCGUUCCUUCUUGCAUGUCUUCUCGAAUGGUUCUUGAUUUGCUAUCCUUUUGCAUUCCCUUUUUUGGCUCCAAUCCCUGGAAAAUACUUUUUUGGGCCUCCUCUGGAUGUUUUCAUGGGAAAUUUAGCCGUUUGCUUGCGUGUUUCAAUCAUUAUGCAAUUUCCAGUUUGAAAAUGUUCAACACGUGCAUACGAUCAAUGACUGAAUGACUUGGGAUCUCUAGGAGUUUCUGUUUAGUUCCUGGAUCAGGCAAAUUGCGUCAAUGUGCAGCAGCACUUGCCUUAUACUUGUUUAUUCAAUUGCUUCAUUUCUUCCUAAUUUUUUGCUUCUUUUCUUGUCGUUGGUGGUUGUGGGGGAAUAGUUAAUGGCUAAGGUGUUUCACAAGUUUUUGGACCUCAGUUUCGGCUCCCUCAACUUCAUGACUCAAAUACGCAUGACUGUCUUUGAAACCAGUUUGCUUGUCAUGUAUUGUCAGGACUGUAAAUAUUCCUUUAGAUUCCUUACUAUUCCAUAACUAUAUUUCAUAGACGAAAAUGUUGCACCAAUAAUGAUUUUCUCUUCGUUGUUUCCUCUUCAGUAUCUCUCUCUCUCUCUCUCUCUCUCUCUCUCUCUCGGCAAUCACUUUAACUUCUACUGAAGUUUGGUUUGGAUCUUUAUAAUCUUUUUCUUUUCUGAAUAACUAAUUGACAGAUUAUCCUUCGUCCACGUUAUGCAUAAUUCUGAUUCAUACAAGAAAAGCCAAACGCUGUCUAACUUUUUAAGGAAAGUUUUUUUCCUCAAAUUUUAAAAUGUUUUUAUUUUUUCAUUCCUGUAUCUACAUAUGCCUAUGAUUUGAUAUUUUUGCAGGUAAGCAGACAUGGAGCAAACCGAUGAUGAAGGGUCUUCCUCCUUCGCCCAGGGACAGCCAUACUUGCACAACUGUUGGAAGUAAACUAUUUGUGUUUGGUGGGACAGACGGGAAGAACCCAUUAAAGGAUCUUUAUGUUCUCGACACAUGUAUGUAGAGAUGUAUUAUUUUCCUUAGCUUUGGCUGAUAUUUGGAAUUGAUGAUGGAAUAUCUUUAGUAGCUUGUGAAGAGAAAUGAAAGUGCUCGAGACAUGUUUUACUGUUACAUGCGAAUUCUCUAUGUAAAGCAACGAAUUUAUCUAGUGUCUUUGGUGACUACGGAAAUUGGUAUGAUGUUUCGAGUAUCAAAGUUUAUCCUGUCAACGCUGCUGUCUAAUAGUUGAACAGAAAGAAGAUUUGCUUCUGUAAGCUAACUUUUUUUGCUUGCUUAUCUUUUUUGUUUCAUUUUCCUCUCUCAUUUGAAAUGUUGCGGCCGGAUGCACGCAGGAGUUAUAAUUCUUAAUUUAUGAGUGACAAUGAUAUUUUUUUUAUAAAUCUUUGCAUUCUUAUAUACCCAGUGAUUUCAAAAUAAAAGGGUAUAUGUUUCUCUGGGUUGCCCAUAUACGGGAAUGAAUUGCUAAUUUAUAAACAAAAUGAAACCCCUUUAAACAUGGGAAUUUAUGUGCAACCAUAUCUAUUUGGUGAUCUCAUAUUAGGUUGAGAGCGUUUCCCUGAACUCGUGCUUGCUCCAGUUCCACAUGUAUAAGCUUGGGGGUUUAAGUUACUUAAACCGUGGCCACAAUCCACUAAACAUUCAAUAUAAGGCUAUUGAGUGAUACAGUGUUUGCCAGGGAUUGUAGUUUCUGAAAGAACCCAUAAACAUUUAAUUUAGGAGUUGGCAGGCCUCUUUAGGUAGCCAGAACUCACAGUAUCUCCAUUGAGUCAGAUUGAUCUGUGACUAACAUUUCAUGCGAGUGUCAACUUGUGGUUGGUCCUCUUUUGUUGUCAUAUGGAUAGAGCCUUUAGUUUGCUUGCAUCCACAGUUUGUUUUCAUUUGAUUGAAGGACCACAUGGAGUAAAUUUUUUGCUGAAACCUAGUUCACUAAACUGAAUUCGCACAAGGGUUUUUAGCCGUGUGAAGAUUCUUAAUCAUUUUCCUUUUCAUUUUCAUUUUCAUUUUCAUUAUAUUUUUGUCAGUUAUUAUGUUUAAUUUUGACUUUCAGUUCUCAUCUCAAAGGGAAGAUAGGCUAGGCAAUAUUAUGGACUACCGUGGUGAUGUGUUAAUGGUGAAUCUCUUGAUAAUAUCUGAUAAGAGGCUAAUACUCCCAUCUUGCUUUUUUACAGCAUCGAAUACUUGGAUACUUCCCAGUGUGUGUGGAAAGGGACCAGAUGCACGAGAGGGGCAUAGUGCUGCUUUGGUGGGAACGAGACUUUUUAUAUUUGGAGGAUGUGGGAAGUCUGAAAACAAUUCCGAGGAAGUAUAUUAUGAUGACCUCUAUAUACUGGACACAGGUAUUGUCUCUCCUCAUCUGUUACACAACCUUAGUUUACUAUGGUAUUCAAUGGACAGCUGAUUCUAAUGUGUUGUUGAUUUUAUCUUUAUUUUCUGACAGAACUGCUUAGUUUGAUUUCUCGACAUGAAAUUAGCCCGUCCUCGAUUUAUGCAUCAGACUUCUCGCAGAUGAACAUGUACCUUGCCUCUGUAUCUUAAAUCAGUCACAUAUGAAGCAUAUGAAUCUAAGAUUUAGAUUGCAGAAAACAAUGCAGAUAAGAUGCAGUUUAUAAGGUGCAAAGAAUUGCGUGUAUGUUGAAUUUUAACCAAGAGAAGGUGGUAAGCGAUCACCAUUGGUUGUUGUUGUGUGGCCUUAUAUAUAACAAUUAUUUCACAUAAUAAUUAACUUUUAUCUCAAAUCUCUGGUAAAGAAUUUGAUAAAAAAUUUAGUUGUUAGAUUGAUACACAAUACCAUUUGGAGAACAAGCCAGGUAUGGAGAUGAUAUUUUUAUGAUUGCACUAAACUUUCAUGCACUAUUACCCUUGGUUGCGGAAGAGAUCCAGUAGAGAAUUUUGAGUUCUUGCGUUGGGAAGCACGGAAGUGUUGUAUACUCAUGCCUUUGCCAAACUAAAGACGAUCGUUAAUAUUCCUUAUAUUUAGUUAAAUACGGGAUUACAUUUCAAACUUCAGGGCGUUAACCAUCUGCUGUUCACAAAAUUUUGAUAUUCUCUAGACUCUUAAUGGCCUCUCUUCUACUCUGUUUAAUAUGACAGAAUGUUUCACUUUGUUUGACAUAAUGCUGGCUUUAGCCUCCUAAAAAAUAUGUAACCAAUUACUAAUGAUGGACAUGUCAAUCUUCUUCUUUUUUUCUUAUGUUCCAGGUCACUCUCUAACUCUCUAUCUUCCGGUUUUAUUCUCCGUUCAACAAUAACCUUUUACACGUCAUUUCAAAGUAACAUUUAAAAAAUUCGGCUACUAUGGAAAAAAAUCGAGCGCAUUGUGAUGAAUCUGUCCAUUGGACAUGAAGGAUUAUUUCGUCUGCUUUUUGCAGACAAAUGUGUGAUUGUGAAUGCUAAUUUCUCAGAAACCUUUCUGGAGCUCUCCUAUUUUCUUUGAUUCCCUGAUAAUCAUAUUAUUUAUAUCACGUCACGAGUUUUAAGGUAACAAAUGUAUUGACAUUGUGAUUGAUAAAAACUAGCUCAAUCAGUCAUUCAUGGCAAACUUUAAUAAGCUCCUACAUGUGUAGGAACUGUAGUUAAGAGGCUUAUCGCUCUAUUCCUAUAGAUACGUUGGUCUAGUGACUAUUGGACAGAGUCUGAUAACAUAACCUAUGGUGAGUUCUAUCGACUCAGGAUUGUCUCCGACCUGGAUGGUGUAAACUCAUACAAGUUUGUGCCUCGAGCUCCAUCUUUAAAAAGGGUGAAGAAAAAUCAGAACGUGAGUUUGUCUCAAGCUGGUUAGGACCGAUUGGAUCAAUAGAAUGAACCAUGUGCUUUUUAGAUCUAGUCAUCUUAAAGCCACUUGACAAGAACAAUAGUUUAUUCCCCGAGGAUCUUGUGUUUCCUGAAGGAGAAUUCUAAGUUGUGUUUGUGCUACUAUGCACGGCAUCAAUUGCAUUCUGGAGAUUUUCUUGGUCUGGAAGAUCUUGUGUGCUAAAGAUCGAACAAAAUAUGUACUUGAAUGUUAAUGGUAUGCCUAACAAAUUUGCUCGUACUGCUAUUUUUAUCCUCGUUUAUUGAUGUUCACUUUAUUAGUUAAUGAUAUUAAAUCCUAAUUCGGUGCUAGAUGAUGAAUUACUGCUAUUUGAUUGAUUAAAUCUCUGCUCAUGUUUCUACGUCUUAUUUUGAUAUCUAUUUUUUCCGUGAACCAUGGUAACCUGUAAAUUGGAUCUUGGUUAUUUUGUUUACCAUGGAUGUUAACUUGCUUUAUUCCUCAUUACUUUCUCUUAAACAUCAGAGAACUUCAUCUGGGAGCGUGCUCUUACAUCCGGCACCCCACCAUCUGCACGUGAUAGCCACACAUGUGCAUCUUGGAGAAAUAAACUUAUUGUGCUCGGCGGUGAAGAUGCAUCUGAUUAUUAUCUCUCUGAUGUUUUUGUUCUUGACACAGGUAUGCAGACUCAAAUCAUCAUAAAAGACUAAAGAUCCUAAUUCAUAGUGUAUUUUUCUUGUCCGUCAAUGUUUUAUAGCUCUGACUAUGCAAUUGCUUGGGGUUACUGUGGACAAAUAUAAUACUUGCUGUGUUUCGCUGUUCUUUGACAUCUUAAAUGAAAUUCCCCAGUUUCUGCGGUAAAGCAAUCUAUGUGCAUGCUUAGUUGGUUCUCUUGGUGGAUAUCUUACUAUUUCUAGUAACAUUUGGGCUUGUAUUGGCAGAUAUUAUGGUGUGGAAAGAACUGAGCACUUCAGGCCAGAUGCUAGCUCCCCGUGCAGGCCAUUGUGCUAUGGCUCUUGGGAGGAACUUGUUUGUUUUUGGGGGAUUCACAGAUCACAGAAAUCUUUACGAUGAUCUUCAUGUGUUGAAUAUGGGUCAGUAAAAUCCAGUAUUUGUUAAUUUCGCUGUCCUCACAUUCAUACUUCAAUUUCCUAUCAUUUCAGAAAUGUUGGAAAUAUUAAGGUACAUUACUGAUUGAUGAAUUCAUAAGAUUAACACGCAUAACCAGGCCUGGAGUGUCUGGAUAUAUGGCAUUUGGGUAUUCAUUUGAGCUACCUUCUAUUUAUCAGCUUCUGCUUUUAAUUAUAUUUUCCAAGAUUUUAUUCAUUUGCCUAUCGCAGCACGCUUGAACAGUUUCUGUAACCUGUGGCACAAAACAGUGAUAUAUAGAAAAAUCGAGUCAAGAAAAUCCUUCGAGCAACAAUAAAGGUGGUAAAGACUACCAUUUAAACGGUUCUGAUUCGCGUAUCAUUACUUAGGGGAUCAUAGUUCUUGCGUUCUACCUCAGGCUGAUGACUAUUGAGUUUGACUAAUGGCACCUAAAAUUUAACUAUAAAUCACAAAAAAGGUAAAUAUCUUUGUUUUAUGAUUGUGAGGGGUAACUCCGUGGAAUAAAUAUUUCCAUAAUUGUGAGCAAAUAUAAGUUUUAGAAACUGCCAGUUCUAUUGCCCCUUUUGGAUUUCCUAUCUAGAUAGAUAACCCUUUUUUUAAUCUAAAAGGUGCUUUUAAAUGUCCUUGCAGAUAAUGGCAUCUGGAACAGAGUGACUACUGCGAAUGAGGGACCAUCAGCCCGUUUUUCUGCUGCAGGAGACUGUGUGGAUGCACGAAAUGGCAUUCUUGUGUUGAUAGGUGGCUGUAAUGGAAGUCUCGAGGCCCUUGACGACAUGUAUUAUUUAUACACAGGUAUGUCUGGCUCUCCUCUUCAUCUUUCUCCUCUCUGAUUACCAUUUUUAUUGUUUACUCCUAAGGGUGAGGGAAUCAUGCCGUCCAUCUCAUAGCCAGUCUGCUCCGAUUGGAAUAGGCUUUUAUGUUUUCAUCAUGGGCGUAAUUUCUCCUGAUUUACAUGGGACCAUAGUUCCCAAGUAUUUUUCGGCUCUACUAUAUGAUCCCUAUAGAAAAUGGAUUUGAUUAGUCUGUGGGCAUUCUGGGGAUCAACUAUCAUGUGAAAGGUGCAGACCAUCCGACUCAAAAGCAAUUCACUGUAAGUGGAGUUCACCCAUUUAUUUUAAUCAUAUGUUUAGUCUUCCCAAUCAGUUUGGGGCUGUUCUUCUUCACGGGGGAUGUAUGAUCAUGAUAGACUAUUAUUUUCUUUACAGUUUUUAUUCAUCUCGCCAAUCCCCCUUUUUUUUUUUGGUAGAUAUGCAGGUUGGAAACGGGGACUUCGAUGGAAAGCAAGAGAAGCUCUCUUUCAAAAAGGAGCUGAAGAAAAAGUGUCUAGAAAUCAGACAUGACGUUGACAAUGAGAUGCACAAGAUUGGUUCAAUAUCCGUCGGUUCCCAGCCUGGUAUUUUCCAAGUCUUUUAAUUAUGAAUUUUCUCGGAAAAAUUCCAGGUCAACUUUCCUGGGGAGUUCGCCUCAGAAAUUGUGAUCCAAUGGUUGAUAUCUACUUGGUGUCUAGGAAUAAUUUCUGAUCUAGCCAUCUGCCUUAAUAGUCAUAAGUUGAAAAAUCAUUUACCCCACAAAAAUAUUUACUUCUGUUGCCAGAUUAAUCACGCCCAUGCAUCAGGAUCCUUUUAUCCACUUCAUUAGGAAAAUAACAUUGUAUAUAGUCUGCGAUUCAUGUCCUUCCAGCAGAUAGUUUACAUUAUAUUGGGUGUGGACGUGAGCCUUCUGCUGAAAUGUAGGGAUAUCACUAUAUGACCAAAGUUCUUCCGAAGAGAAGACUUUUCAUGCGAGGGUUGUGGAUAGAUUUCCAAAUGGGUAUGCUGUUGAAACCAGCAUCAAUGGUCAACCCCUCCGUGGGAUCUUGCUGUCCUGCAACACGGGCUUUGACCCCGGCAGAUAUUCCCUGGUCAACAAGACUAGGUGGGGUCAACAAGACUUUUUCUUGCUUUUGAUUGUAUUUUAUUUUUUUCAACAAGGAGCUCUCGCGAUCAGGAUUUUUUUCCUCUUUACAUCAGGAGGAUGGGAACGGAUGGUGAUGAGUACCGGCAGAAAUUGAAGAUAGUCAAAGCUACCCAUCAGGCAAUAAAAAAUCCCCAUGAUUGCGAAUCGAUAGACCCAGUUCAUGCUCUAGACUUAACGGCAGUUGGGUCACAAAAGGAGACUCUUGGGUCAAACUCUACGUCCAUGACUCUAGCUGAUGGCGAUGCACAUCACCCAGGCAGGGUGAGCCCCUUUCAUCGACCACUCCGUGGUCAACCCUCUUUCUUACUCGUCACUUGAUUUGGGGUAUUUAUUUCUCGUCACUCGUAGAUAAAUGUGAUCUCAGAAGAUCAAAGAUUUGGUUUUUUUUAUUUCUCAUAUGACGAAUCCUCUUCCCCAUCCAGGGCCCAGCAUCAGAGACGCUGUCGCCUAACAGUCCCGGCUGCAAUGGCCCAAUAAAGGAAGCAGCUUUCGAGAACCCCACCGCACCCGAAGAAACUCUCCACAAGCUACAAAGUCAAGGUCCUAAAUUUUGCACCCAUCUCCUGCAACUCUUCGAGUAG